AUGGGAUCAAGAGGGGAAGCUGCGCUGCUCCAACGACAGGGCCAGAAUCUAUACGGCCAAGGCAAUUGGGACGAUGCAAUUAGCGCCUUCACUGAGGCACUCAACUGUCCUGAUGUAGACGUGCUCUCCGUUCUGGAUAAUCGAGCUGCAACAUACACAAAGCUAGUGCGGUAUGACCUUGCUUUAAAGGAUGCUAGGCAUAUGAUCAAGUGCGAUAAGCAAGAUGAGCGAGGGUACCUCCGAUGUGCUAAAGCACUCCUGUUGGAUGGGAAGCCCGAGAAGGCCCUCGAAGUCUAUGCGUACGCGCUAAAAUCUAUACCAAAAGAUAAGCCUGGGCGUCAGGUCGUGGAACAAAUGCAUACGAAACUGAAAGAGAAGUUGGUAUCAAGAUGCUUCGAUCCGUUCAGUGUAUUCCCGCUAGAAAUAGCCAGGAUGGUUGUGGAUUAUUUUGAUUUUAGGCAGAUUGUGGCUAUUUUGCGAGUCUCGAAAGGAUGGGACCGGUUUCUUUCCUCUAUGCGUGAUUUAUUCAUGCGCAUAGAUUUUACCGGAGCCCGCUGCAAGAUUCACUGGUCCUCUGUUCUCGCCUAUAUUCGUCGUUCUAAAGCGAUGCUCACUCAUGCCAUCUUGACAAACCUCACCAAAGCCUCUAUCCAUAGGAGUCUCGAGUACAUCAGCCGUUGUCCCAACCUCCAGCAUCUCGAGAUUCUAUCACCUUCAUCACCAGAAGCCAUUUAUAACCUCUUCAAGGGCUCAAAGAAUCUCAAAAUUCUUCUAGUCUCUGCGCAGACAACAAUCCCGCAAGCAACAAUCACAAAACUAUUAUCUAGUCUGCCUAACCUCCAACGCAUUGAAAUCCACAGCGCCUCCAAGUCCCGCAUCGCAGACACAAACUGGCCAUCAUCCCUUCCUCACCUACAGAGCAUUACCCUGGGAACAACAGAAUCUGGCGUCCUUGAUAAUCAUGUCCCGGCUCUCUACAUCCCUCGUCUGGUCGACCCAUCCAUCCCCCUUCCCAUAUCAAACCUUUCCGAGCUGCGCCUGCACUCAAAUCCGCAGGUCUUCGUUCCUUACCCGCCCUCUUUCAAUCCGGCGAAUUUUGCACGUCUCAAGAAGCUGGACAUCAGUGGUCUCUAUAUCGGCGGUGACUUCGGUCUUCCGCCUAGCCUCGAGUUUCUUCGUAUUCGCGGAGGCGCAGCGCUUGAAGCUCUUCCAUUUGCCACUGCAAAUGCAAGCGAAGAAACUGGGCAGAUUCAACAUCUUGAUCUUCCGAAUCUGACCACGCUUAUAUUUAGCGAUGUCCCCUGGGUAACGCACCUCACACUGCACGCCUUCGUUACAGAAGCAAAAGCGCCCCUGGACGUCUUGCACGUGGACAGCUGCUUUCGAAUCACGGCAGCAUCUCUCUUCCCAAUUCUCCGAGCUGGCUCGCAACUGCAUACGCUAAACGUCGCACACAUAAUGGGGAUUGAAGACUCAACGGUGGCUGUUCUUGUUGAGGGGUUGCGGACGCUAAAAGUUCUCAACCUGUCUUAUACCGAAAUUACGGGCGUUACUAUCAAAGCACUUGUGGAUACGCAAACAGCGGAGGAUAAGGCAAGUGUGGAGUGUGUCUAUGUCAAGGGCUGUGAGAGGAUCUCGUCGGACGCUAUAGAGUAUGGACGGUCUAAAGGUCUGGUUGUUGUUACAUGA
Molecule: messenger RNA, 1689 nt
Organism: Aspergillus nidulans FGSC A4
Lineage: Eukaryota; Fungi; Ascomycota; Eurotiomycetes; Eurotiales; Aspergillaceae
Product: Leucine Rich Repeat domain protein
Exons: 6
Coding region: 1-1689 (562 amino acids)
Source: RefSeq, a predicted model, not a curated record